Papilio polytes (common Mormon) is the source of this 3259-nucleotide messenger RNA. RefSeq lists its product as uncharacterized. The record is from RefSeq and is a predicted model, not a curated record. NCBI's taxonomy places the organism in Eukaryota, Metazoa, Arthropoda, Insecta, Lepidoptera, Papilionidae. The coding region runs from base 413 to 3259 and encodes 948 amino acids. The transcript is spliced from 19 exons.
AUUAAAUUAUUGACAGAAAUAAAGAGUAUUUCCGUUUCUCAUUUAAUUUGUGCAACUUUGUGAACAUUGAACAAUUUUAAUCAAGUAACAAAUUAAAUAAUUAAGAUGAUUUGUAAUUUUUAUUUUCAUACAUUCCUUUUUUUAUUGCAAGAAGACAGUACACAAGAUUUCAGACCUUUACACAAAUACGUUUCAGUUGGAAAUAUCGAGAAGAUCAUAGGUAAUACCUAGGCUAGAUCUAAGUUUAGAUCUUCUUCUAAACAACAGUUCAGCCGCAGAUCCAGGGUCGGUUUAAGCAAAUUAAAAAAAUCUAAAUAACAUCGUACACAGCCUAAAUAAAAAAAAAACAUUUUUCUGUCUGUUGACAACGACAAUGCCAAAAUAGUCAAAUGUGAAAAAACAGCUGGAGCUUAUGUUCAUUAUGAUCACUGUAAUAUUUAAAAGUUAUCGCCGCAGAUAUAGCUUUUAUUUUAGGAUAUUACUGUACGGAUUCUUACUGUCUGUAUUAAAUUGCGAGAUAGAUGCUCAGAGAUCUCAAGUCGAAGUUAGGGCUGUAUUCAUUGAUUGUGAGCCUAACAACAGAAAAGGUACAUCUGACGACAGCGACAACGCCCGAUUUCAACGCGAGGAACUUUUCAAACAUAACAAUUUACGUGAAUGUAAAAAGAAAUUGGCUCUCACUGUAAAAAUGACAAGUGAACCUGGAACGAGUUCAGGCGAUGAAUAUAUACCAAUAGAGCACGUAUUCGAUGGUUCAAAAAGAAAGCGCGUGCGUUUACUUGACCCCUUCGUACUGCGACUUCGUCGGGAGGCGCCGGUUCAGGCAUACAAGAUACAUAGGAUAGAUACUGUGAGCGGGAUAUUAUCAAAUGUAGAUGAUGAACACGUCUUACGCAAAAAGAACAAAAACAGCCGACUACAGCACGACAUUCAAACUGCAGUCCAUAGUUCAGAUAGUUACAAGUAUCAAACAGUGCACACGUUGGAGCGCAAAAAACGCGUCAAUCCCUUUCUAAACAUGACCAUUGGUGAGAUGUCCACCAUACCUCCGUAUUUACAAGGUCCUAAUAUAGUUUGUCGAGGUGAAUGUAAGAGUACACCAACUAAACAAGCAAAGCGUCAGAAGAAACCACCUACCGCAGAGUAUUUCGACGCGGACCAAAUUUCGUAUUGGAAUAUACAUGAUUAUAAUCAGAUUCUUUUCCAAGAUAGAGAAACACGUGAUAUCUUUAAAAAACGACGUCAACUCAAUAUGAGAAAAAGAGGAAAUCAUGGAUUUCCUUACAACGAGAAACAAGACGAUAAAUACGAAAUUCCAACAUUAGACGAUACAACAUACGGUACCCUACAACAAGAUAAUUUUAAUAAAAAUUUAAUCAACGAAUUUUACGAUCCGUACAAAAUGGAAUCAACGACAUUUAAUCAAUUUUAUUCAAAAGAUGCUUUCGAAAUAGAUGAAGAAACGACAACUGAAUCAACGAAUGAUUCUCCGAAAGUAAGAAACGGAGAAAAACAAUAUGCAGUUUAUGAGAUCGGUAAUCCUGACUUGUGGUAUACCGUUAACAUCCAAUUGUACGAAAAAUUGAGUACACCAGAAGGAAAAACUGUUUGGAACGAUAUUACUAAGGAAGAUGUAGCUAGUGUGAGUACUCAACGCCCUGUGUGGAGCAACCAGGACAUGAGUAUCCAGUAUCGACCUGCGGAGUGGCUCUCACACGAAGAGUUCGCGCUGCCCAAAACAAGCCUCUGUCUACUGAUACCUAUACGCGGCACAAAUAUAGCUAACUCGGAACAUAAGUCAGAUUCACUUAUAGAUAAAUUUGGUGAAUUCCUGGUGCUAGCAAUAGAUGACAUCCUAUUUGAAGAUACAAAAAAGAUGAAACAAAACUCAUCACACGUACCUAUGAGUAACGCAUCUCAAGAAUUUAAGAGUCCUCGCCGUGUGGUUAUCCGUGAGUCGCGGGCAGUGAUGGGCGGCAACAUGGAGAGCCUCAUGUUCGCGUCGCGCGGCUCCGACCAGUAUAUGUUGAUCCCGCACCGAAGGCCGCAUCAUUCGCAAAUAGACGUCGAGUCUCGCGCAGAUGGAAACCAAUUAAUUCACGUUGGAUCUUCUGGACGUAUCAUGACAGCCGUGUCGGACAACACGCGGCGAACAAGAACAGCGUUUACUUUACAAGUUACUAAUACUGGUCUUGCUGCCGCUCGCUUUAGAGUAGCGGCGCGCGACUGUGGCCCCGGCGUGCUCGAUCAGGUAGGCUACAAGGAGCCCGUCGCAAAGGCUGUCAUCAUACCGCCCAAACAUACCCAGCGCUUCCUGCUUGACCUGCCUUUCGAAAUACCUGACGACUCCGCACAUUGCUACGUAACACUGUUGAACGACGACGACGAGUCUAUAGCUGUAAGAGACGUCACAAUCAAGAAGAACGACCGAUGCUAUUGCGUGUGGCAUUGCAAAUGCGUCUGCUUAAGGCUCGUGCGCUCGCUCUGCUACGCCGACAGCGCCACGCUCAACGUCUGCGUCCUCGUCACCGGCGUGCUCGUCGCCCUGCUCGUGCUCGGUCUAAUUAAAGCACUCUUGGGCCUGUUUAUACGAUAUGUUGCCGCGUUGUGGUUGGAUCGUCUUGUAAAGAUGCCGCGGCGACUCGAACACUAUUACGAGACCUCGCUACGAUACCGCCGUGUCAUUUAUGACAACGAAGGCUGGCCGGUACAUCCCGACACGAAUAAACGAACCGUUCAGUACAUCAGCAAAUGCAUGGAAUUCAUAUUGAAUCUGUUAUUCUUCAUUAUAAUACCGUGCGUUCUUGUGGGAGACGCUCUGCGCUACCUUAUUUCGAAGUGUACUAAUUCCGAAACCGCUCCUAAAACAAAGCCAUCUGAAGUUAAAAAGUUAUACAGCGGGCAAGAUAUUCAGGAAGUGAGACACUCUGCGGGGGCUCACUACAAAAAGUUGCGCACAUGGAUGAGCUCGUACGCGGAGGAACUAUCCGCUGACAUCUGGCAGAAAGGUUUAAGCAUUGAAGAAUCACCCAAUCCCUUAACUAUGCGGCCGCUACUCCGCGACGAAUGUUGCCGCAGUCGCCGGUCGGAAGAAUUGCUGUCGUCGUGCGCCGAUUCCGAACAAGACGAUACUGAAUAUGUUCUCAUGCAGAUGCAGAAGAGUCGAGAAUCCCUUGCUAGGAGUCAAAGAAAACUGACGGAAGCAUCGUCGAAAAGUCAAUGGAAGGACGACAUGAUUCCUAGUACUAGUAAGCGAUAA